CAGGAGGUGGCGGCGGGCGCGGGAGCCCGGGCCGCGCGGGACUGGCCGUCGGGGCCCCGGGACGGCGGCCCCGGGGGCGCCCAUGCCAUGGAGAAGCUGGCGGCCGGGCUGGCCGGCCUGCGCUGGAGCAUGGGCGCCUUCCCGCUCGACCUCAUCGUCAGCCGCUGCCGCCUGCCCACGCUCGCCUGCCUCGGGCCAGGGGAGUAUGCCGAGGGCGUCAGUGAGCGAGACAUCCUGCUCAUUCACUCCUGCCGCCAGUGGACAACGGUGACCGCCCACACCCUGGAAGAGGGCCACUACGUCAUUGGGCCCAAGAUCGACAUCCCCCUGCAGUACCCAGGGAAGUUCAAGCUCCUGGAGCAGGCCCGGGACGUGCGGGAGCCGGUGAGGUACUUCAGCAGUGUGGAGGAGGUGGCCAGUGUCUUCCCUGACCGCAUCUUUGUGAUGGAAGCCAUCACCUUCAGUGUCAAGGUGGUGUCGGGCGAGUUCAGCGAGGACAGCGAAGUGUACAACUUCACGCUGCACGCGGGCGACGAGCUCACUCUCAUGGGCCAGGCGGAGAUCCUGUGCGCUAAGACCACCAAGGAGCGCUCGCGCUUCACCACCCUGCUGCGCAAGCUGGGCCGGGCCGGGGCGCUGGCCGGGGUGGGCGGCGGCGGCCCGGGGGGCGCGGGGGCCGCGGGCGGGGGCGCCAGGCCCAUCAAAGGCAAGAUGCCCUGCCUCAUCUGCAUGAACCACCGCACCAACGAGAGCCUGAGCCUGCCCUUCCAGUGCCAGGGCCGCUUCAGCACGCGCAGCCCGCUGGAACUGCAGAUGCAGGAGGGCGAGCACACGGUGCGCGCCAUCAUCGAGCGCGUGCGGCUCCCGGUGAACGUGCUGGUGCCCAGCCGGCCGCCGCGCAACCCCUACGACCUGCACCCGGUGCGGGAGGGCCACUGCUACAAGCUGGUCAGCAUCAUCUCCAAGACGGUGGUGCUGGGGCUGGCGCUGCGCCGCGAGGGCCCGGCGCCGCUGCACUUCCUGCUGCUCACCGACACGCCGCGUUUCGCGCUGCCGCAGGGCCUGCUGGCCGGGGACCCGCGCGUCGAGCGCCUGGUGCGCGACAGCGCCUCCUACUGCCGCGAGCGCUUCGACCCCGACGAGUACUCCACGGCCGUGCGCGAGGCGCCCGCCGAGCUGGCCGACGACUGCGCCAGCCCGCGCCGCGCGCGCCUCUGCCUGCCCGCGCCCCCGCGCGGCCCCGCGCCCGCCCGCGCCCCCGGCCCGCCUGGCGACGGCGACCAGGAGUACUUGAGCCCCGACUGGGCCAGCGCUCCCGAGCCCGCCGCGCCGCCCGCCGAGAUCCCCUACGAGGAGCUGUGGACGCACCAGGCGGCCGAGGGUCUGGCUGAGGGCAGGGCCCGGCCGCCCCCGGGGCCCGACCUCAUCUCCUUCGGGGCCGCCGGGCCGCCCCGCCUGGAGCGCGAGGCGCCGCCGCCUCCCGUACCCCCCAAAUCCGAGGCGGUGAAGGAGGAGUGCCGCCUGCUCAAUGCGCCCCCUGUGCCUCCCCGGGGGGGCAAUGGCAGUGGCUGGCUCUCGGGCAGCCCCCCGGUGCCCCCACGCUUCCCUAAGCUGCAGCCUGUCCACUCUCCCAGCUCCAGCCUCUCCUACUACUCCUCUGGUCUCCAGGAUGGGGCAGGUUCCCGCAGUGGCAGUGGCUCUCCAUCACCGGAUGCCUACUCCCUCUAUUGCUACCCAUGCACCUGGGGAGACUGCAAGGUGGGCGAGUCUUCCAGCCGCCCACCCCCGGGACCCUUGCCCUCAACCACACAGCCCAGCCAGGCCUCCCGGGCCCUUGCAGAGCCCCUGAGCAGUCGAGCUGCCUCCCUCUUGGGGGCCGACACCCCUGUCAAGGCCUACCACAGCUGCCCGCCUCUGUUCAGGCCUUCUCACCCCCAGAAACGCUUUGCUCCGUUUGGAGCUCUCAAUCCCUUUUCGGGGCCUGCUUACCCCUCAGGCCCUUCAGCGACUUCCUCUUCUGGGCCCACAGCCACCUCGGGUUCCCUGGCUACCUCCAGCCCUGCUUAUUCCCCAGGCCCAGGCUCGCCAGGCCAGGCCUAUUCAGCUGCUCCCACCUCCUGUCCCACUUCCUCCUCCUCUUCCUCUGAGUGGCAGGAACCAGGCCUGGAGCCCUUUGAUCCUUUUGAGCUGGGGCAGGGUGGUUCUCCUGAGCCUGAGCUGCUGCGCUGUCAGGAGCCCAGAGCUGUGGGGGCAGCCGGCCCUGGACCUGGCCUUUCGCCACUUGGACCCCCCAAGGCCUUUGAACCUGAAGGUUUGGUGCUGCGGCAGGUUCCUGCCCCCCUGUCACCAGCGGCCCUCCAGGGGCCCGAGGCAGGUGGAGCACGACUCCUCCUCACCCAAGGGCGUCUAGAAGGGCCUCCUGCCAGUCCCCGGGAUGGGGUGACAGGCUGGGGAGGCCGGGAUGCCUGCCCCUGGCAGCCUCCUGCUGACCUGUCUGCCCUCUCCCUGGAGGAGGUCUCUCGAAGUCUGCGUUUCAUUGGGCUCUCAGAGGACGUGGUGAGCUUCUUUGCCCGAGAACGCAUUGAUGGCAGCAUCUUUGUGCAGCUCAGUGAGGACAUCUUGGCAGACGACUUCCACCUCACCAAGCUGCAGGUCAAGAAGAUCAUGCAGUUCAUCAAAGGCUGGCGGCCCAAGAUCUGACCUUCCCAGCUGUAGCUGCACAACUGGAAUGCUGGCAUGGGGGCCCUGGGGGCCAGCCAUGGGUCUGCAGGGGGACAGCACCUCCAGAGGCAGGGCCUGCUUGUGGGGAGAAUCUAUGCCAAGACUGAGGCUGCUAGGCAGCCACUCAGUCCAAGGGAGACACACUUGAAAUGGAGUUCUCUGGGGCCAGAUCCCCGCACGGGGACGUCUUGCCUUUGAGUGUGCAGAGUACGUGGAGAGGAGGCUGGAGGCACAGGUGUGCACCCCAGCCUGGUGACACAUUGCUGCAGUUCCCAUGAGGGGCAUCAACAGCUGGCUUGCAUGGUGACCUAACACCUUCCCAUGCCCUGCUAGAGCUUCACGGACAUCUUGCACUUCUCAAGCGCGUAGGUUCAGGUUAGAGACAGGGAAGGAGGUGGUCCAUAAUUUAAGCACAAAUUCCCCAACUGCCCUCUCUCCUCUGUGCUCUGUGGGCUGCUGGCCUAAGCUGCCCCAGAGUCGGGGUGCUGAUUUCUCUAUCUCUGGGAUGCCCUUCCUUUCCUCCUCUGCUCCACCACGAGUUAGUUAGGUCCUUGGCCCUGAGCACAGGUGUAUCAAGUACAAGCCUUGCCACUGCACCUCAGAGGCCCCACCUCUGGGUUUUGGUUCGUGGGUGACGACUUUGGAAGAGCACAGCUCUGCUGUUGACCUACUCAUCUGGUUAGGGAGGCAGAUGCUCCCUGACGUCUCUAGUGCCCUGGCUUCUGCCCUGAGCUCACUGCAACCAGCCCUCCAUCCUGCCAGGUUGGGUCCAGUCUGCGAAGACUCUGACUCAAUGGAAGAGCAGGUCAAUUGAGGU
Messenger RNA from Diceros bicornis minor, 3538 nucleotides. It is a transcript of the gene GAREM2, whose product is annotated as GRB2 associated regulator of MAPK1 subtype 2. The transcript has 6 exons. The record is from RefSeq and is a predicted model, not a curated record. Lineage: Eukaryota; Metazoa; Chordata; Mammalia; Perissodactyla; Rhinocerotidae. Bases 88 to 2700 code for a protein of 870 amino acids.